Rangifer tarandus platyrhynchus (Svalbard reindeer) is the source of this 488-nucleotide messenger RNA. Lineage: Eukaryota; Metazoa; Chordata; Mammalia; Artiodactyla; Cervidae. The record is from the annotation of a GenBank genome assembly.
AUGGGAGGCUGCGGACGCCCCGGGAGGGUGACCUCCGCGCCGGCGCCGCCCCCUCCCCAGCCGGAGUCCCGGGGGUUCGGGGGCGAGCUUUCCCAGGCUCCGGUGGAGUCGACCGACAGCGUCGAGCGAUGCUCCGGGUUAGAGGGAAAGGCUAAUAGCGGGAUUAGCGCUCCCGGACCUCGGGCUCGGCUGGGCCGGCUGGGGAGGGGGCGCCGUACGCCCUGGACGCGCCCCGACUCGGACGGUCGCCGGGCGGGAGGACGUGAGCAGGGGCAACGCCGAUGGUUCGAAAAGAGAACGCUUGCAGAGCGCCUGCAGUGUGCCCUGCGCCGUGCCCGGGCCCCAUUGAGCACCCAGACAGCUCGGAGCUACCCUCCCCGGGCGCACAGGUCAACGGCACCUACACUCUGGUCUGUUACCUUCCGCUUCCCCGGUGCCCUGGAAAAGCCACGUGCAUACCGAAGCGACUCAGUAAUAAUGUGUGUUGA